Vigna unguiculata (cowpea) is the source of this 1965-nucleotide messenger RNA. Its product is annotated as SNF1-related protein kinase regulatory subunit gamma-1-like. NCBI's taxonomy places the organism in Eukaryota, Viridiplantae, Streptophyta, Magnoliopsida, Fabales, Fabaceae. The record is from RefSeq and is a predicted model, not a curated record.
AUAGUAAAUAAUUCUCCAUUCGGGAUAAGUGAUUAUGAAGAGACGGAGAUGCGGAAGUUCUGAGUUUGAAGAAGGUCAAAGUCCUAAACGUGCGGUGAGAGGCACAGGUGGUGAGUGAGGAGGAAUGGGAAAAGUGAAAGAGUUGUUGAGCUAAAUUAAAUGCACGGAGUUUUGCGCACGGAGAAGAAGAAACGAAGACAAUGCAAUCCGUGAAAACAGCGGAAGUGUUGAACGUCUCGGAAGGUGGGUUAGAAGACAAGGCAAAGAACCUCACUUCAAGCCUCGACAAUGGUGACCGCCAACACGUGCAGAUUGAUUCUGGCACCGCCCUUCAGCAAUUUCUUGAUCGCAUACCCAUUAAUUCGAUACCUGGCAUAAAAAACUCACCUGUUUUGGAAUUGAAAGCCGGAGACAGUUUAAGGGAUGCAAUUCAUACGUUGUACGAAAAGGACGUGUUUUCUGCAGCAAUUGUCGACAUGGACUCCGAUGCGGUUAACAUGACGUUUUCAGAUCAGUACAUUGGUCUCGUUGAUUUUACAAGCAUGGUUCUUUGGUGCCUUGAGGAAUAUGAAAAGAUCACAGACAAUCUCAAAUCUAUCAAGAACGGUGGCUUUUUCUCCGUCCUGGACCAGAUUCCUCAGAUUGGGCAAACCAAGAUUAGCGAGUUGGCUAUGUCAUUCCUCUGGGAACCAUUUUUCCCCGUAAACUUGGAUGAUACGGUUUUGCAUGCACUGCUACUUCUCUCUAAGCAUCAGGUGCACGUUUUGCCGGUCGUGCAGCAACGUGAAGAUGGAAUCAUCGGUUUUGUUACACAGAAUGCAGUAGUCCAACACCUUCUUCAAUCAAGUGAACUAGAGUGGUUUGAUAACAUUGCAGACAAGAACUUGUCAGAUUUGCGAUUUGAAGGCCUAGAAAAUCCUAGUUGUGUAUUUGCAGACCAAACUGUCGCAGAUGCUUUAAAGACGUUCUGCCAAAACCAAACUAGUGCAGUAGCUGUUGUAGAUCGAGAAACAAAGAAGCUCCUUGGUAAUGUGAGGAAAAGUGAUGUUCAUAUUCUUGUAAAGAAUAAUGACAUCUUUAGAAGUAGAACGAUUUUAACUGUGGGGGAAUUCAUUCACAUGGAGACUGAGAAAGCAGAAACUAAGCCAAGCAUUGAACGUGAUCAAGGGGCUUUUCUCACCGCAGGAAGUCUUCGGCUGAAGAACAGCUUCAUACCCAGAAUGGACUUGCCAGUUGCCAGCAAUGAAAAUGAAACGCUGAAGCAAAUAAUGGAGCAUACCACAGAGACUAACAGCAGUUUCAGCUUUCUCGUCAAUGAUAAGGAGCAAGUUACAGGUUUUCUCACAUUGAGAGAUAUAAUUCUGCAGUUUGCUCCCCCAUGUGUUAAUUCCACCAUUAAUGGAGGUGGCUUCUUUGAAUUUGCCUUGGAGCAAAGUGGAUGUCAUGUGAAAGAUGGAACUAUGAUUCGUAAUCACUGAUCUGAUACAGUAAUGCUUGAAGACUACUUCUGCAAACUAUGUACGGAUGCACGAAGAAGAAGCCAACAACAAGAGAAAAACAAUACAAGCAAGAAAAAAAAACCAGAAAAGAGAAAGAAAUUGUUAGCAUUGAGUGAGUAGAGUACAAGUACAAAAUUGUGGAAUAAAUUAGAAUUUUAUAUUUAAAUUAAUAAUUAGUCGACAUGUUCACGGGUCUAAAAUUCGUAUGUUUGAAUUAAAAUAUAGAAUUUAAUUGGAUUGAGUAUCUAAUAAAAGUUUUGAAUUUUAUUAAUUCGACUCUAACUUUUUCUGAUAAUGUGGGGGGUGCAGGAUAGAGGCACGGCCAUAAUCUAUUGGGCCGCUCGGCAAAGCCCACUUCAAGGAACCUUGCAAGAAAAAGACAAUAUUAGAACGGAAAUACCUUCGAAUUUUUAUUUUCUUUAAAAAAGUUAUAGCUAUUUAUUUGCAAGAAAAAAGACAAUAUUAG